Messenger RNA from Brachypodium distachyon (stiff brome), 1766 nucleotides. Its product is annotated as cytochrome P450 94C1-like. Gene Ontology annotation, molecular function: iron ion binding; heme binding; monooxygenase activity. The record is from RefSeq and is a predicted model, not a curated record. The transcript has a single exon. NCBI's taxonomy places the organism in Eukaryota, Viridiplantae, Streptophyta, Magnoliopsida, Poales, Poaceae. The coding region runs from base 32 to 676 and encodes 214 amino acids.
GAUCAAAGACCAGAUCUCGACUGAUCCAUCCAUGGAAGCCGCCGCCGCCAUGGGGAAUUUGUUGUUGUCGUGGGAUUUAGCAUCAGCAAGGUGGCUCGUGGGCGUUGUUUACUUGGUCGUGUCCGUGUGCUUGCUGGCGACGGCCGUGGCGCUGCAGGUGGCCCGUAGGUGGCCGUGGUGCGGCUGCAAGGUGUGCCGGGCCUACAUGUCGGGGUCCUGGGCCCGGGACUUCGCCAGCGUGUCCGACUGGUACGCGCACCUGCUGCGGCGCUCGCCGACGACGCGCACGCUGCGCGUCCACGUCCUUGGCUGCACCGUGACGGCCGACCCAGGCAACGUCGAGUACAUGCUCCGGACCGGCUUCGACAACUUCCCGAAAGGGAAAGGCGUGUCGGCGAUCCUCAGCGACCUCCUCGGGGGCGGCAUCUUCAACGUGGACGGCGACGCCUGGCGCCACCAGCGGAAGAUGGCGUCCUUCCAGCUCGGGAGCGUCGCCGUGCGCAGCUACGCGUUCCGGAUCGUGUCACGGGAGGUGGAUGCCAGGCUCAUGCCGCUCCUGGCGCGCGCCGGCGAUGUCGGCAUGGUCGUCGACCUCCAGGACGUGUUCCGGCGCUUCGCGUUCGACACGAUUUGUAAGAUCUCGUUCGGGCUCGACCCUGGGUGCCUCGACCUCUAAAUGCCGAUGUCCGACGCCGCCGCGGCGUUCGACACGGCAACAAGGCUCUCUGCCGUGCGCGGCAUGGCCGUGUCGCCGCUGCUGUGGAAGAUGAAGCGGCUCCUGAGCGUUGGCGGCGAGGGGGAACUCAAGAAGGCCAUCAAGGUCGUCCACGAGCUCGCCAACGCCAUGAUCCGCGAGCGCCGCAGCCUGGGCGUCGACAACAAGAGCCCCGACCUGCUGUCCCGCUUCAUGUCCGCCGGCUCUGGCACAAACACAAACGCCAUGGAUCACGACAACGAGGACAAGUUCCUCCGUGACAUCGUGGUCAGCUUCCUCAUCGCGGGGCGCGACACAAUCUCCUCGGGGCUCACCACGCUCUUCAUGCUCCUCUCCAAGCACCGCGCCGCCGGGGCCGCCAUGCGCGCCGAGGCCACCAAAGCAUCGGACGCCAACGCCAUGACCUACGAAGAACUCAAAGCCUUACACUACACGCACGCCGCGGUGCACGAGAGCCUGCGUCUCUUCCCGCCCGUGCAGUUCGACUCCAAGUUCUGCGCGGCCGCCGACGUGCUGCCCGACGGCACGUACGUGGACGCCGGCUCGCGUGUCAUGUACCACCCGUACGCCAUGGGCAGGAUGCCGAGCAUCUGGGGCGACGACUGCGAGGAGUUCAGGCCGGAGCGGUGGCUCACGGGCGCUGGGGCCACGUUCGAGCCCGUGAGUUUUUUCAAGUACCCGGUGUUCCAGGCCGGGCUCCGGGUUUGCCUUGGCAAGGAGCUCGCGAUCAUGGAGAUGAAGGCGGUCUGCGUGGCCGUGCUGAGGGCGUUCGACGUGAAGGUUGUCGGGGAGAGGGCUGUCCGUGAAUGUGCGCCGGUGUUCGCGCCGGGGCUCUCCGCGUCCAUCCAGGGCGGGCUUCCGGUGAAGGUGAGCCGCGUUUAGUGGGGAAAAAGCUUAGCGUUACUGCUUGUCGUGUGCUGCAGCUAGCUGUUGAGAGAGAGUGUGAGUGAGUGAGUUGUGUGUGAGAGAGAGAGAGAGAAUAAAUGUGUAAGGAUGUUACUCCAUGAUUGCCGUGGUUUUGAUGGGAGAAACUGAACAUUUGAUCGGCUAA